AGUGAGCGAGGAUUUAAACCGAGAGACUAAAAAGUGAAGCUACUAGUUUUCCGCAAGCUGAUUUGUCGUCUUGUGUAGCUACGACGCACAUUUUCAGACGCUAAAUGGCUCUGCGAGUAACCAGGAAUCGCCUUGCUUCAAGCAGGACUGACCUUGGGGGGAAGGCAAGUUUAGCUCCCACCAUGAAGUCUCGGACGGUUCUUUCUGACAUUAAGGACAACAUUCCCGUCACGAAAGAGGCAACAAAAAAGCUCCCCAAAGCAGAGGCCACAAAGAAAUCUAAAGUAAAUGUUAAGGCUGAAAAGCCCAUUGCGGUUGUAAAACCCGAAGAUGUGAAGCCUGAAGUAUCGCCUCAGGUACUACCUGAACCAGCAUCUCCUACUCCCAUGGAAACUUCAGGCUGUGAACCUGUUGACCUGUGUCAAGCAUUUUCAGAUGUUUUGCUCCACACCCACAUAAAGGAUGUGGAUGCAGAUGACUAUGACAAUCCAAUGCUCUGCAGUGAAUAUGUGAAGGAAAUCUACAAAUAUCUCCAGCAGCUUGAGGCUGAGCAGAACAUCAGACCAAAUUAUCUUCAGGGGCAGGAGGUGACUGGGCACAUGCGUGCAAUUCUCAUUGACUGGCUUGUGCAAGUGAACCUCAAGUUUCGCCUAUUGCAGGAAACUAUGUACAUGACAGUAGGCAUUAUUGACCGUUUUCUUCAGGACCACCCAGUCCCCAAGAAGCAGCUGCAGCUAGUUGGUGUAACUGCCAUGUUCCUUGCUUCCAAAUAUGAGGAAAUGUAUCCCCCAGAGAUUUCAGACUUUGCCUACGUUACUGACAGAGCCUACACUACUGCUCAAAUCAGAGACAUGGAAAUGUCAAUUCUUCGUGUGCUGAAGUUCAACCUUGGUCGUCCUCUUCCCCUUCACUUCCUGAGAAGGGCUUCAAAGAUUUAUGAGGUCACUGCUGAGCAACACACCCUGGCAAAAUACUUCCUGGAACUCACCAUGGUGGACUAUGACAUGGUCCAUCUGCCACCUUCCAUGGUUGCAAGUGCUGCGUUAGCACUUGCCCUCAAGGUUUUGGAAGCUGGUGAAUGGGAUGCAACGCUGCAGCACUACAUGGACUACACUGCAGAGAGUUUGAUUCCUGUGAUGGCACAAAUCGCCAAGAACAUCCUCAAAGUGGAUGAGGGCCUGACAAAGCAUAUGGCUGUUAAAUGUAAAUACUCCUCUUCAAAGCACAUGAAGAUCGCCACAAUCUCACAGCUGAAGUCUUCAGCAGUGAAGGAUCUUGCAGUGCAGGUCAAACAGUGAUGCAUGUCUCCUUUUUAUAACACUUGUAUUUUUAAAUGUGUAACUGGAGGCUCAGCAUAAUGAGGACUGAGUUGAUGGCGUCCAUAUUUUAACCUGCUGCAUUUAUGGCGAAUGAGAACAGAGGUUUGAGGAUUUUUUUUUUUAUAUAUAUAUUCACUUGACAAACUGACUUAAACACCUGUUCUUUACCACCCUUACGUGAUGUGCUUUAGGCACAAGUGGGGUGUCCAAUGUUAUUAAGCCUGACUAUUUCAAACCUUAUGUUGAGGACUUCUUUUUAAACAAGUUGUAUGACUUGAUGCAGUUGUAAAUUGGACAGAAGGCAGACUACCUUCUUAUAAGGUUUGUCAAUAAGUAGCAUCUUGUAAUAUGUACAGUGUUUUUACUGUCUUGUUUUUAAGUGUCCAUUAAAUGGCUUUUGACCAGAAA
Messenger RNA from Thalassophryne amazonica, 1727 nucleotides. RefSeq names its product cyclin B1 (gene ccnb1). The record is from RefSeq and is a predicted model, not a curated record. NCBI's taxonomy places the organism in Eukaryota, Metazoa, Chordata, Actinopteri, Batrachoidiformes, Batrachoididae. Gene Ontology annotation, molecular function: cyclin-dependent protein serine/threonine kinase regulator activity. The transcript has 9 exons. Bases 105 to 1298 code for a protein of 397 amino acids. Gene Ontology annotation, cellular component: cyclin B1-CDK1 complex; cytoplasm; mitochondrial matrix. Gene Ontology annotation, biological process: regulation of cyclin-dependent protein serine/threonine kinase activity; mitotic cell cycle phase transition; mitotic metaphase chromosome alignment.